Molecule: messenger RNA, 4280 nt
Organism: Fundulus heteroclitus (mummichog)
Lineage: Eukaryota; Metazoa; Chordata; Actinopteri; Cyprinodontiformes; Fundulidae
Product: SREBF chaperone
Exons: 23
Coding region: 170-4237 (1355 amino acids)
Biological process (GO): SREBP signaling pathway
Cellular component (GO): Golgi membrane; endoplasmic reticulum membrane
Molecular function (GO): protein binding; sterol binding
Source: RefSeq, a predicted model, not a curated record
GAUCGACAGAAACUUUCCCUCUCCUGUCACCGGCCCUGCCUGCAAACAGCCGUGGCGCAGCUCGUUUCACGGGGAGCCUGCCCCCCGCGGUUUUUACGACGGGGCUAAUAGUCUACGCUUAUCAGCGGCGCAUGCUUCGGCGUUAUGCAACCAUGUGGCUGAAUCUGUGAUGCCGUUAUGCUUCGGAGAAUGGAUGCAGCCCGGCGCUCUCUGGAAUGAGGCUGGUGGUUGUCUUCGGCCGCCCGGUGCACGUCUGGCCCGACACCUAACUGUGCUCAACAUGCCGCUGGAAUCGGUGAAGCCUGGAGGGGCUUUCAAGCUGGGCUUUUUUGGAAGGGUAGAGAAGAGGUCUCUGGAUGCUCCGCGGCGCCCUGUCCUCGGCCGCCCUUUGCUACCCAAUGGCCGGGAGUUGACCACGAGCGCAAGGAUGACGCUGCGCAAGCAGCUGAGAGAGAAGAUCUCGGCGGCCUUUUACCGGCACGGACUGCUGUGUGCCUCCUACCCAGUACCCAUCAUCCUUUUCACCUCCGCCAGCAUCCUCACCUGCUGCUACCCGCUGCUCAGGCUUCCCCUGCCUGGGACCGGCCCGGUGGAGUUCACCACGGGGGUCCGAGACUACGGCGUCCCUUCCCACGAGCCUCAGGGAGACCUAGAGCGGCCCGAGUGGUACCACGGACCUCCGGUCGCCUACAUCCAGCAGGUGUUGGUGAAGGCAGCGGUGUCGCCGUGGGACAGCAGCCUCGUGCCGGUGGAUGUGUUUCGGUCACCUCUGGGUAAAGUCUUCAGUCUGCUGGAGGAGAUUCGCAACCACGUCCACUCCGACGGCUCUGGCGUCCGAAGCCUGGAGUCGCUGUGUCUCCAGGUGACGGACCUGUUUCCAGGCUUACGGCGGAUGCAGUCUGUGCUGCCGGAGCACGGCUGCCUCCUCGUCUCUCCUGGCAACUACUGGCAGAACCAGCGGGAUCUGUUCGACUCGGACCCGGACCUCCUCAAGACCAUUCAGAAACACGAGCCCAAAGGCCUGCACACCUCAGCCACACUGCGAGACCUGCUGUUCGGCGUCCCUGGUAAGCACACAGGAGUCAGUCACUACAACAGGAAACGAGUGGUCACAUACACGAUCACCGUGGUUCUUUCCAGCUAUCACGCAGGCUUCCUGAGCAGCCUUCGGACCCGCCUGAAGCAGCUCCACCCGUCGGCCAACUGCAGCCUGAGAGACGACCACAUGGUUCACAUCCACUUCAAGGAGGAGAUCGGCAUCGCUGAGCUAAUUCCCCUCGUCACCACGUACAUCAUCCUGUUUGCCUACAUCUACUUCUCCACACGUAAGAUCGACAUGGUGAAGUCCAAGUGGGGCCUGGCUCUGGCCGCCGUGGUCACGGUCCUCAGCUCCCUCCUCAUGUCCGUGGGACUGUGUACGCUGUUUGGACUCACACCCACACUGAAUGGAGGCGAGAUCUUCCCUUACCUUGUGGUGGUGAUCGGCCUGGAAAACGUGUUGGUUCUCACCAAGUCUGUGGUUUCCACCCCUGUCGACCUCGAGGUCAAACUUCGCAUUGCUCAGGGCCUUAGUAAUGAGAGCUGGUCUAUCAUGAAGAACAUGGCCACUGAGCUGUGCAUCAUCCUGAUUGGAUAUUUCACUUUGGUGCCAGCUAUCCAGGAGUUUUGCCUUUUUGCAGUCGUGGGGCUCGUCUCUGACUUCUUCCUGCAGAUGUUUUUCUUCACAACAGUGCUGUCUAUAGAUAUUCGCCGUAUGGAGCUGGCCGACCUGAACCGCCGCCUGCCCGCCGAAGCUGGCCUGCCGCCGUCAAAACCGGGACCCCUGCGAACUCGCGAGGCGCCCCCCCCACCGCGACCCUCCCCCCACACCAUCACCCUGCAGACGCCGGCCUUCAGGAACCUGAGGCUCCCGAAAAGACUGCGCGUCGUGUACUUCCUGGCUCGCACGCGCCUGGCCCAGCGCAUCAUUAUGGCUGGUACGGUAAUCUGGAUCGGCAUCCUCGUCUACACGGACCCGGCUGGAAUCCGCACCUACCUUGCUGCGCAGGUGUCUGAGCAAAGCCCCCUGGGGGACUCGGUAGGAGGCGGCUUAACCCCCCAUCUGGCGGUGGCCCCAGUUUUCCGUGGCGGGGAUCCUACCAGCACCUUGAGCAUCCAUUCGGCUCCCGAUCCAACUCCCCUACCUGAAAACCAAUCGCAGGGCCACCUUGGCCCAGCAGGACCUCUUCACCAGGCGCCGCCCUCUGUGCCCCAGAUCAGCUGGGGGGCCGAGGAUGAGGAGGGAUGGAGGAGACUGUCUUUUAGGCACUGGCCGUCGCUGUUCAGCUACUACAAUAUCACUUUAGCAAAGAAAUACAUCAGCCUUCUCCCGGUAAUUCCCGUCACCUUUCACUUGAGCCCCCAGGAGGCCAUUGACACGCGUCACCCUCAGGACACCAGACACCCUCCACCACCGAUCCCUAAAGCCUCUGCAGACAUACAGACAGACCUCACCCUCUACAAGGUUGCUGCUCUGGGCCUGGCUGCAGGGGUCCUGCUGGUUCUGCUGCUCUUCUGCCUCUACCGCGUCCUCUGCCCCCGUAACUACGGCCGGAACGGCGUGGCUCACGGGCGCCGGCGCCGCGGCGACCUGCCCUGCGACGACUACGGCUAUUCUCCUCCUGUCAGUGAGAUCUCGCCUCUGCUGCUGCGGGGCCACAGUAUGGACAUCGAGUGCUUGGCGAGCGACGGGAUGUUGCUGGCCAGCUGCUGUUUGGCGGGACAGAUCCGUGUUUGGGACGCCCAGACCGGUGACUGUCUGACGGUCAUCCCCAAGCAAAGGUUAAGGCGAUGCAGCAGCAGUGGCUGCUGGGAGCAGCGGGACGUCUGGGACACGGUGAGCGGCGCCGCGGAGUCGGAGUGCGGCUGCGAUUCUCACGAGCCGUCCGUGGGCGGCGACGGCGCGCCGGAGGACGACAGCUACCUGCUGAGGCAUCGCGCCGCGCCCAGCCGGCCCCCCCUCUUCACCGACCAGCCCGACCUGACGCCGCUCAUCGACACCAACUUCGCCUCCCUGCCGCCCUCCAACCUCUCCACGCCACCCAGAGGAGGCUUUGACUUUGGAGGCCUGGUGGAACGCGCCUACAUGGAGCACGAGGCUCCGUCGCCGGCCGCCUACCCGCCUCCUUCCUCCUCCUCCUCCUCCUCGCCUCCCUCCGCCUCGCAGCUCCAGAGAAGUCCGAGCCUGGGGGAGGCGUCCGGGCCCCCGCACCCAGACAGAGCCUCCGGGGCUGGGGCCGCGUCGGCUGCAGACUGGGAGAGCUCGGUCUGGGCCAUGGAGCUGAGAGGAAACCUGAUAGCUGCUGGGAGGAGCAGCGGCAAGCUGGAGCUGUGGGAUGCAGUAGAAGGGUCUCUGCGGUGCAGCAACGAAGAUGGAGUCUCGGGCAUCACAGCUUUGGCGUUUCUAAAUAACAGAAUCGUGGCGGCGCGACUGAACGGCUCGUUGGAUUUCUUCACCGUUGAGAUCAACAAACCUCUGGGUCUGCUGCAGUACAGAGGAGCCCCCGGGCGAGGCAGCAUGCCCCCGUCCCCCUGUUACAGCAGCGAGGACCUGAUCAGCUGUCAGCUCACUCGCUCCGUGCAGUGCGCCCACCAGAAGCCGAUCACGGUGCUGCGAGCCGCCGCCGGCCGGGUGGUCACCGGCAGCCAGGACCACACAGUCCGGGUUUAUCGGCUGGAGGACUCCUGCUGCCUCUUCACCCUGCAGGGUCACUCUGGGGGCAUCACGGCCAUCUACAUCGAUCAGACGAUGGUUCUAGCGAGCGGCGGGCAGGACGGCGCCAUCUGCCUGUGGGACGUCCUGACGGGAAGCCGCGUCAGCCAUGUCUACGGUCACCGCGGCGACGUCACCUCCCUGGUCUGCACUACCUCCUGCGUCAUCAGCUCAGGGCUGGACGACCUGAUCUGUAUCUGGGACCGCAGCACCGGCAUCAAACUCUACUCCAUACAGCAGGAGGUGGGCUGCGGCGCCAGCCUCGGCGUCAUCUCCGAGUCGCUGCUGGUGACGGGCGGCCAGGGCUGCGUCUCCUUCUGGGACCUGAACUUCGGCGACCUGCUGCAGACCGUCUACCUGAGCCAGAGCGCCGACGGUCAGGGCGUGCGGCAGCUGCUGGUGCUCGACAACGCCGCCAUCGUCUGCGACUUCGGCAGCGAGCUCAGCUUGGUCUACGUGCCCUCGGUGCUGGAGAAGCUGGACUGAGGAGUCAGCGCUGCUCUGGUGACGCCGUUUUUUUUAAUAUCCG